Molecule: messenger RNA, 7663 nt
Organism: Tigriopus californicus
Lineage: Eukaryota; Metazoa; Arthropoda; Copepoda; Harpacticoida; Harpacticidae
Exons: 8
Coding region: 1212-6809 (1865 amino acids)
Source: RefSeq, a predicted model, not a curated record
AAAGCGACUCACGUUCCUUUCCCCAAAUUUGGCGUCAGUCGAUUGAACUAGUCAGGGCGUGAGUGAGUCAGGCAGUCUGUUGGCAGGUUGGUCGUUGGUCUCCCUGGUUUCUAUUUUCCUUCUCCUCUACCCAUUGGUAUUAUAGUCGUCCCCUUCUUCCUCUUUUUUACAAUCUUCUAUUCUACUUGAGUGGUAGUAGUAGUGGUACAUGGUACAUACGCACAUCUUUCUAAAGCAAAGCCAAGAUCAGAAGAGUUUCAGGACAUCCAAUUCAGUUGAACAGAUCCCAGGCCUCCAUCCACGAUGGUUCACGUCCUCCAUCCAAACCACGCGCGCGCUUCCUCAGAGCUCUGUCCUCGCUUGGUCGCCCGCUCAACAGCGAGGCUGGCGUUAAGCCGACUCGCCAAGCUUGCACAUCCAAUGAGAGAGAGAGAGAACCAAAGAGAGAAGCGGAGGCUUUGGAAGUUGGACGUGGACGGGGCCGUUGGGUUGCUGUUCUUCUUGCGCCCGACGUGUAGCUCUUGGCAUUCUUUACAAAAAUAGAUGAAAGAAGAGAAGUCGAAGAAGCCGUUCCUCGGUCUCGAUGGUUGAAGGCAAUGGUGGCCAAGCAAAAGUGCCGGUGGUAGUGCUUGAAGGUACGGGCGUAUCUAUUGUACAUACAUACGUACGUACAAGCGGGCACUAGAAGGAAUCGACUGCACGAACAAGCACUGCAUGGAUGGUAGUAUGUGGGGGUAUAUGAUGGAGGAAGGCACAGGCGGGCUCGAGAUAUUUCCAUUCCGAGGAGGCGCAGGAAAACACCGGCUAAACCAUUCUCAGUGUCAAACUGGAGACGACGUGGUUGAGACGAGAAACGUCCAAGUCUCUUGAACAGGAAGCGGUGAAGUUUGGAGUGCCAGUCAGUCAGUCAGUCAACACGACUAAAGAAUUUGACGAAAUUCGUCGGAAUUUAUGGACGGGGAUAUCCUCCUGUGAGCAUUGGGCUAGCACCUAUUAGUGAGCAAACCUCUCCUCGCGACACAAGUGUGACUCUAAAUCUGGAUCAUGAAACAGGUUUGUGUGUGCCAGCCACCGGGAUGACGAUGUGACUUUGGAACCAAGAUCCAUGGGUUGUAGUUCUCUUUGGUUUUCCAUUAUGGCUCUGUUUUAGAGUCGCCAGUUGCUUAGUUCGCAGAUCAAUUUGUACAAAUAAAACACAAGAAGGUGCCAAAAUGCCGUCAACUCGUUGGUGGUCCAGACUGUUGCUCAUAGUUGAGCUGAUCAGUUUAAUAUCGUUAGUGAUUUGUGUGGCCGAAGAUGGCGAUCCCACGCCAAACACGGAAAAUCCGCCCGUGCUGAUUCCGCGGGUUCUGGUGACUCGUAAACGGGUGCCAAUCACGGCGGUCAAAACCUCGGAAGCCAGACGCCAACGCAAAAAGAUCAUCCGAACCCGAAUAGUGCCAACCUCGAGCGCCACGAACAAAAACGUGGAGGACUCGACGAUAUCCUCGUCGGAUAACGACGUGGUCAAAUUGGCCCGAGUCCGCAAAGUGAGCAAGGCUGAAGUCAGUGCUAAGCCCGAAGCCAGUGGGAAGAACGAUACGUUCUUUCAACCCUUCGUCAGUGGCUUCAACCAAUUUACGACACGCUUCAAUCCAUUUGGAGGACCACCUCCGUCCAACCGACAGAACCCCCAACUGCAGCAACAACAGCAACAACAGCAACAACAAUUCCAAGGGUUUCCAGCCACACAGGACCUAAGGCAGAACUUUCAGACAGUUCGGUUCCCCAAUGGCCAAGUGGUAACCCAAAACCAACAAUUCGGAGUGGUUUCCGAUUCACAGGCCUUUGGUGGUGUGCCUGCCGUGCCUCGACAGCCUCGUCCACCUCCCUCCAGUCAGAAUUUCGUGUUUGCUCCCACCCAGUCGCCGGAUGGAGCCACUGUCUUUCGUCAGACUCCCCAGCGAUUUCCUCCAGGGCAGGAUUCGAACCCAGUUCUGACGGGUUUUGCCAUUUCCUCUCCAGAGGGGGCCCAGUCCUCAAGUGCUUUUAGCCAGUCAUUUGGCCAAGUUGACAGCGAUCGCUUCCGAGCUGCUGUCGCCGACGGACAACAGGUCUCAUUCCAAGGCUCAGUGGGUGGACCCGAUCGACAGAGGCAACGGGUUCCUCAACCCACCAUUCCCGUUGACCAAGUGGAGGAAACCUUUGUGUCUAGCCUUCGCCCUCGGGAGAAUGAACCCACUCGCACUAGAGGUCGUUUCUCGCCUGAAGACAACCUGGAAGCUGGCUCUGGAAGUGUGAGCAGGUUUCGUAGCAGACAGCCGUCAACAGAGGAUGACAAUAAUAAACCAACUGUACCUAGAGUGCGUGUGAGGCCGGCCUCACUCCCCAGGGAUAACAUUCGAUCCGAACACUCUGAUCCCUACCAAACCGACUUCGAGUUGACCUCUACUCGUGGGGGUGCCUUCACGAGAGACCCUGAGCCUAGCACGCCCAAACCCAUUGCUAGCACACCUCCCUCUCGUCUGUCCCGUGUUCGAGGUCGCCCAAUUGUCCCAGACGACUUUCCAGGGCCCACUGCCGCUAUAAGAGGACCCAUUAGAGAUCGAGGUGAAGAAAAUGACGAUCUGGAGGCUGAUAAUGAUGAUGAUAAUAAUGGUUCUCUGAGCAGAUCUCGGGUUCCUGUUAGUGGUUCCAGAGGUGGAGGUCGCAACCCCACGCCACCAAGGUCACGGGUCCGCGCUGGUGUGCGUGUGAUUCCCACGGGAAAACGAGCACGAAGACCUCUUAAUGAGAUAAGUGAGGACACCGACAACGAGAAUGAUUCCUACGAUGAGAUCGAAGAUAGCCCUAUUCCCGAGGAACCUCGAGCAUCCACCAGUUCAGGUCGACCAAUCAACCGUAUCCCAUUAGAUGAUGAUGACCGCGAUCCCAACGAGUUCCCUCGUCGUCGCUUGCGUCCAGCGGGCAUUGGAAAUAGCGGAUCUCGAAAUGCGGUCGCCGGCCCCAGGCGAAGACAGCGACCUUUGGUGGCCUUCACAGAAGAAGAACCAGAAAAGUCGCAGUUUUUGCAGACUGCCUCAGAAGAAUCUGAUCAAAGGGGUGUAAUCCAAUCAGAGAGCAAUUCAAGAGACGGACCAAUUCCAACACCCACCGUUCCAUCUCGACUUGUCGAAAGUUUGAAGCCUGGUCAGCCUCAAAAAGACGAUGACCAGCUCACCGAGAGGGUUCCUGUGGCGUUGGAGAGCACCACCACCAGUUCGACAAGGGCGGAUGAAUACUUUGAUCCCAACAUUUUGAUUGCUCAAGUCCAGGCUGCCAAAGCUGACGACCUCGAUUUUGACGAAGGGUCACUGCUGAUUUCCAAAAUCCAAAAGCAGCAAAAGCAACAGCAAAAGGAGAAGAACGUGAUUGACAAUUCAGAGGAGAGCAACAUCAUUCCGUUCUCAGACAUUCCAUCUGACGAGAAUGUGGAACCGGUGACCAAUUUCGAUGAUGAGGCCAUCACAGUAAUCAAUCUCCAGAAAGACAAGAGCAAGCAGAACUUCAAGGACUUUGUUGACACCGACCUGAUUGAUGACAGUCUUCGAAACAAGGCAACCACCGAGUCAGGCGUAAUCCCUUCCUCUCAGCCUCCACCAGCCUUUUUCCCGACCGUGAGGCCAGAGGUUACCUCCGAAGAGGUCCUCCCUACAACAGGGGCCACCUUGGCCUCCCCUUCGGAGAGUCCCACUUCCACGUCCCAAUUCCGUCCCACCUCCUUGCCAGAUGUGACAACAGAUGGUACAUUGUCGUCGUCCGUUUCCACGUCCUCUGACGCUCCCUCAUCAUCUCUGUCCCCGUCAUCUUCCACGCUGGCCUCUCUAAGUACAACUGAAGCGGAAUCUGAGCCGACAAUCAAUUCCCUGGCCAACAUCAAUGACAAAUUGGACAGACUGCAAUCGAGUUUGGAUCCCUGGGCUCACAUCCAAAAUCAGAAGCACGAGAGCGAUCAUGCUGAGGUCGAGGCUGACUCCGAUUUGGACUCGGAUGUUCCAAAUAGGAGCACCACAGAGGCCACCACCGAGCGUUUGAGCUUGUUCAACAUUCGCACGCUGCCAACCACCCGCACCACCACAACGACCACAUUCCGGCCCAGAUCUCUAGCUGAUCUGUUUAAGCAUCGCGCUGGCGAAAAGAUUGUUUACAAAGAGACUCCUCGCUCCCCAGAUGAAGAUGAAGAGAGACCGACUGAAGUGCAACCAUUCUCCACCACCACCCAAAGGUCUUCGUUUUUUAUCAGCUCCACUGAUCGAGUGGACGUCGCUGAGCGUUUGAAGCAAAGACUUUCCAAAUUUCAAAGUGCCACAGAGGCUGCCCCAGAAUCGACUCCCGCUAUCCCCUUGAAGCCCCCACACAAAGCGGACUUGACCAAGUUGUUUUCGUCUCCGGAGCGUAACAAUCGUUUCAUUCCUAGUGGCUCAAGAAAUCGCGCCAAAGACUCAAAUGACGAUGACGACCAUGAGGAAGACGAAAUUGAGGAGGAGGAGGAGGAGGAGGAGGAUACCCCAACUACCGAUUCUGUCAGCUCUUCGUCCUCUUCCUCGUCCUCCACCACUACCACCACCACCACGACAACGACCACCACGACAACUAUCACCACCACUACAUCAACCGAGACCGAGGUUGAGGUCGAGGCUGAGACCAAGACCGAGAAACCAAAGGAGGAGGACACCCCGAGCAGCAGCGUCAAAUCGGUAAAGGAGUUGCUAGACAUAAUCCCCGUGGAUAAUGUGGCCGCUUUCUUACCACCUGGCUUUAAAGUCCGUCCCCCCACCACUGCACCUCCCCAAACUGAAAGCACGGCGCCCACGCCCUCCACCACCAGCACCGAGUCCAUCACAACCACCUCGAAGAGACCGGUAAAGAAACUCUUUGAGAACGUGAAACAGGACGACGUGUCAGCCUUCCUUCCCCCGGGUUACAAGUUGUCCUCGACCACGAUUUCCACCACAUCCACGGACUCACGCUUGUUGGCUGAUAUCCUGUCGAGUGUAUCAAUUGAUCCUUCACUUUUGCCCAAGGAUUAUGCGCCCGCCAAGCGGCCUUUCCGACCCAAAACGGCCGCGUCCGAGUCCCGCGAUAAGACCCCAUCGACUACGACCUCGGGUCCUACGCCCCCACCUAGCACGCUCUCAACUAGCACUGCCAGUGUAGCUGACAAGAUAUUUGCCGACUUGAAAGUGGACGACAUCAGCCAGUUCCUGCCACCAGGCUUCAAGGUCCCGAAAUACCAAUCAUCCGAGGAUUCAGGCAAGAACGAGGACACUGCCACCACUACCACUACCACAACUUCGACAACCUCCACCCCCUCCGCCAGCUCCACGGAGAAGGAGGGCGGCGAGUUCAAGCUCCAACUCUCCAGUUUGUUUGAUGACAUCAAGACCGAUGAGAUCGCCAGUUUCUUACCUCCGGGAUUCAAUCCAGAUGCCACUCCACCCAAGCCUGAGGGCCCUAAGCCGGAGGCCCCCAAACCAGAAGGUCCCAAGCCUGUCAAGCCCGCCCCCAAACCGUUCCUCACUUUCCCCACCCGCCCACCGGGCAACCCCCGCCCACCACGCCCGUCCAGUUCUAGUGAUUCCAGUCCAGCCGCUCCCCCUCCUGUCAUACCCGUUAUAAAGUCCUUUAACGACAGGCUGAAAACUACCACCGAGUUCGCUGGAUGGGCGGUCGAGUCCUCUUCGGCCGCCACGCCCAUUGAGGGUCAAGGUGGUAACGGAGGGUCCAAGCCCAAGGCGAGCACAACCACCACCACAACCACCACCACUACCACCACCACCACCACUACCACCACACGAUCCCCUAUUCCCACCACCCCCGGUGCUUGCGGCGUGAAUUGCCGUUUGGCAGCUACCAUAAAGAUCAGCGAGGGCGUGGAAUGGUCCAAUAGCUUCUUGGAUCCCAACACCUUUGAAUGGCAAGACUUGGCCGACAAGGUCAAACGAGAGUUAAGUGAGGUCUACCGCAAUUCGCUUUUGGGAGACUCAUUUGAUCACAUUGAGGUGGAGGCCUUUAGUAAGGGGUCUGUCUUGGUUGAUUACUACGUCUACUUCAAGAACUUUGACGAAGAGGUCAAAACCGACGAUCUGAAGGUGGUGCUCAACCAGCAAAUGGAAUCUAAUGACGGCACAGCCAAAUUGGGACGCUUCAGAGUGGACCCCAAAUUCACCGAUUUCAUUGUUCUUGAGAACGAGACCACUUCUCCAUCGACAGAUGAACAAGAUGAGGGAGUCCUACCGGAUUGGGCCAUUGCUGUGAUUGUCAUUGGAUUGGGAUCAUUCCUCUUUGUCGUCAUCUUUGGCGUGACAGUGCUCACCAAUCGACGAAGGAGAGCCAUGGCCAAGAAGAAGAAACAUGAUCAUCAUCAAUUGACCCAGGAAAUGAUCCACGAGUUGAAUAAGAACGGUGGAAUCAUGAGUGGUGCCGCUUUGGUCAAUGGAAUGCCACCCCCUUACGAACAGCAAUACUUCCCUCAAGAGGAUUACGACUUGGACGAUGCGUGGAAUAACGAUCGCUACUUUACCGAAAGUGGUCAAAAAUACAAGCGUCAGUCCAACAAUAGUAGCAGUAGUGGAGGCGGUUAUUCCAAGACCUCCCCCAGCCCUUAUCAAAGCCAGUUGUACGAUUCCUGGAAGACUGAGUGGGAUGGUUACUAUGAUGACUUCCGUGCGGGUCCAUCCGGCCUCGGUAAGCAACAAGCCGCAGCCGCAGCUUCCGCUGCCGCGGGAUACAAUACCAAUACCUACUUGACCAAAGGUGGACGAAGACCCUCGUACGACGACGAUUUCUAGAGGAUCCUCCGCAUCCCCUCCCUCCCCCAGCCAGUCAGAUCAAAAACUACUUCUACUGCAACCACUUUACCACCAUCACGCACCGCAAAGGGUGUGCUUAGCCUUCCACGAGAAACCACAAUCCGGAUUAUUGUGAACGAGGGCGACGGCCUGAUCCAAGUCAAUCUGGACGCGGGAUUUCCAUUCGUUCAGAUUCCAUUUGAUUGUGGCAGACACAUGACAUGAAGAGACACUUGCAAGUGAGACUGAGGAGGGUCUUGUGCCUCCGAAACGUCUCUCCAGUCUGAUUGAAAUGUACUACUCCCAGUGUGAAAAAACUGUGAUAAAUACUCAAGCUAUAUCCUUCCUACUACUCUACUACGCCACACAAACCCAUACAUACAAGUGUCCCGUCCAGCCGGUCGAUUGUCUGUGCUACAACAUACGUAUAGUGAGACAUCGCGCUACAGAACGUGGACAAUGAUUGUGGCAUGAAUACUCACUCUCUACCUAGAUAUUAUGACCUUAUAUACCUUCAUUGAUUGAUCCUCCCAACCAGCCUGAGGAAAAAAACAAUCCGAAACAUAUUGACGCAAAAGAAGGAUUGGGGAAGCCCCUGCUCUCUAUUUCUCCUGAAAACUGGCAUUCAAGUCGAGUCAUCAAAAAUAUCGAAACUAUGCAGAUUUUACAAUACUUAUGGAAGGCGGAUUGAUUCGUGAAUCGUGACGCAAGUACUGUUAUGUUGUAAUUACAUCCUUCACAUUGUCCUCUUUUGCAAUUUUGCAAUCAACCACGGUGCAAAUGUAUGCAAUUCUAAAGAAUUAUACUUCUAUUCUUGCCAAUAAACCACUUAGAAUUGACGCAUUUUUCAUUGG